Messenger RNA from Priapulus caudatus, 3049 nucleotides. RefSeq lists its product as uncharacterized. The transcript has 10 exons. The record is from RefSeq and is a predicted model, not a curated record. Gene Ontology annotation, molecular function: actin filament binding; small GTPase binding. Bases 1070 to 2758 code for a protein of 562 amino acids. Lineage: Eukaryota; Metazoa; Priapulida; Priapulimorpha; Priapulimorphida; Priapulidae. Gene Ontology annotation, biological process: cortical actin cytoskeleton organization; regulation of cell shape; cell migration. Gene Ontology annotation, cellular component: cytosol.
CCGAGCGUCUGCUGUGCGUGCGUGUCUCAGCAAAGCUUCAUCUCUCCCCCGGCAUUAGCGCCACCGCUACUGCUGCUGCUGCUGCUGCUGACGGCACGCGAAGAAAAAACUUCUUGCCGGCAAAGAAAAAGUUUCGCAAGUUGUCUCCGGACACGUGCGACUGGGGAUUGAACGCGGCGGGCGAGCGAUCGCGCUCGAGGAUUAGCGAGUGUGGGGAAUGUGGGAGAACCGAUCGUUGCGAUAGAUAGCGACGGGUCGAUAGAGCUACAGCGAUCGUUGGCAACGCGAAACCGACGGCGAAACACGCGUGUGACGGAGCGUCCACAGCCGCACCCCUGCCUGCUCGACGUGACGAGCCCGCUGUCAAGACACACCGAUCCAACAAAGGCGGAUUCACGGCGCUUUACUCGGUAGACCCGCGGAUUGAACCUGUCCCGUCGGACCUGGCGUACGCCGCUGGCAAUCGCGUAUGUCGUGGCGAUCCGUCGAAUAGCGAACAACAGUUUUCUAUGAGAGAGAGUGUGCGUGUGUGUGCACCUCACGUAUCACCUCGCGUGUCGGCGCAGUGACCACGUAUAUCUAACCCCAGCAGUGCGCGCGUGUGCAUGCGCAGCGUGAGGAGAGACAGGGAGGUCGAGGUUGUGGUGCUCGCCAACGAGACGUUCUCACGGGGUUUCGUUCAUCGUGGGUAGACCCGUUGCCAACACGUUGUCACCACAUUGUCACGGCUGUCAAUCACCUGCUGGUUGUCACGCGACACGUUCACAGGUGUCGCAGCCACCGGCGACGGUCGCCGUCAGCGCCGCUUGUGUACACGGGCAUUAGACGCAGGUCGCGGGAGCGGGGUUAGAUUAGACGGGCAGUGUGAGACAGCGGCGUGUGCUUGAGCGAGCGACGUGAGUGAGUGUCGUAGAUUGUGGUGUUGUUGCUGCUGAUCAACCGAUCUCUGCGCGACGUGGACAACGUACCGCGGGUAGCUUAGAGAUCUAGAGGAGAGGAGACGCGAGGCUGCAAUAUAGUAGAACGCAGGCUGGAGAUUUGUUCGCUGGAGAAUACUGGCCUUGGUAGCAUGACGGUUGCAAAGGAGAAGUGCGAGAUGAAGACCAAGAAACACAAGAUCGUCACGUUCAAACUGGAGCCGAGAGCGUCCACCUACCCCGUUGACUACUACGUGUCAGAACUACAGCGAUACGUGCAGUCGACGCAGAGCCCCGGAAGCGACUCCGGAACCGGAAGCUUUGAAGAGGAGAGUAUUCACCAGGGCGCGCUACUGUCUACCCUAUUGCGCAAACUGACAACGGACCUAAAAAUGGCAUAUUCCAGUUUCGUCGAGGAGUUUGUCAUGGAUGAACGCCAGGGCGUGUCGCGGUUACUGGACGUACUGAAGCAAGUACACGAGGAACAGGGCUGCACCACGGCCAACAAGAAACUGCACAACAAAUCCCUGACUGAUGAGCACGACUGCUUGCUCAGCCUGAAGCUAGCCACGCGAGUACCCGAAAGCAUAGAUCAAAUGGUGGCUCACCCUGGUGGUAUGGAAGAAGUGACAGCAUGUUUGAUGAGCAGCUUCACAAAAGCAAGGACUCUGGCGCUAGAGCUGCUAACGAUUACCUGCUCAGCGAAGGAUGGAAAUACCAGAGUGUUGGAGUCAUUCACUAUGUUCAAGUUCAAGUUUGGAGAGUCAGCGCGGUUUAAGAUGCUCGUGGGCAUGAUGAGUAACCCCGGCUACACUGUAAUUACCUUCCAGAUAGCGGCACUACAGAUGCUAAAUCGGUUGCUGGACAGCGCAGCCAGUCCCAACAUGCGCGUCUACCUGCAACAGGAGCUGGAAGUUGCUGGACUAGACUUACAGCAGCUACAAGGCAGCUGCAACAGCGUCGAUGAGCCCGCAGAUAAGGUGGCAACACUAAAGAAUGAGGUCAGCCUUUGGAAGAACAACUACAUCGACGUUGAGGUAAUUGCCGACAACAUGCUCAAGGUCAAUGGCGACAAUAUCCUGAUGAAGAACAAAGUGACUCACCUACAGAAUAACUUGAUGGCACUGGAGCAUGAGCGAGUGGCAGUGUACAGGACAGAGCAAGAUCUACGAGAUGAGUGCGCACGCUUGCGCCUACGCCUUGACCAACUUGAGAGUCGCGAACCAAGCGACGACGAGGAUGGCCCGCCUGUGGUGCCCCCUCGUGUUAACCUCACAGGAAGUGCAUCCUCACGCUCUUCUUCCCACAGAGGCGUCAUGGACAAGAUUCUCCCCCGUGGUAACAGCAACAGCCUGACGUCACUGUCCACGAGUUCGACGCACCGUCUCAGCAGUUCAUCCAACUCUCCGGGCACGUUGCCGAAAUCUCAUCACAAGCGGUCGCCGACCGUGGAGCCGGACCUCAUCGUCACCUGCCCGCUGCCGUGGCUGAUGCAGCCGGAGGCGGCCAUUAAAUUCAACGCCUCACACAGUGUCGACCCCUACAUUCCCGUCUACCAGGACAUCGACGUCUACGCGCCGAGCAACUAUCACCAUGCCAACGGUUACUACGAAACACGCACGCGCAGCUUCAACCAGCAGCGCCCUCUGCCGCCGACGCCGAUGAAGGCCAGUAAAUACGGGCACGAUGCCGGGCCGUACGUGCCGCUGUACCACGAGCCGCCAACCUACAUACCAGCGCCGGACUACGCCAAGUCCCGGUGCGCCGCUGUAGAGCAUGAGAUUGACGUCAUCGAGAGCGCGUUUGACGGCAUCGACGUCGGAAAACGUGCCUUCUUCUGAGUGGUGUCGCGAUGGACGUCGGAAAACGUGCUUUAUUCUGAGCGGUGUCGCGAUGGACGCUGGAAAACGUGCCUUAUUCUGAGCGGUAUCGUGAUGGACGCCGGAAAAAGUGUUUUCAUCUACGUCACGUGACUGAUACUGAGAGAUCUCACGAUUCGAGAGAUCUCGACGUUUUCGUAUUAGUACAGGAGCUAGUGGCAAAAUUCCCAUCUGUCCUACACGCACACGCACGCACGUACACUCACACACGCGCACGCACACUGACACGCGCGCACGCACACUCACUCACGC